AUGUCAGCCGCGGUACAGGUUGACACAUUGACAGUUACCGGUUUGGCGGAAGCUGCGUUUCUGCCGCUACUCGGCUUCUGAUAGUAGAAAUUCAGAUUCUGCGGUAAAACUUAUAUGGUUUCCGAUUUAGUAACCCUACUUUUAGGUGAAUUAGGUCCGAAGAUUUUUUGAUCUAUAUGUCCACUGAAAAACUUCUGAGGGAGAAUCGUUGCUGAAGCAUUAACUUUAAUUUUCAAUUUCGAAAAGAGUUUUCACUAAUGGAGAGUAGAGAGAAAAAGGUUUACAUAGUCAGAAACAAAAAAGUGUUUGUUAAGCUAUUAUGCUAAAAAUAUAGAGAUCGUACAUGUAUUCCAAAAAAAAUUUUUUUUUUUCUAAGUUUUUUUCUAAGUUAAAAAAACGUUCUUCAUUCAGUUAAGAAUAAAGCGUAGUAAAGCUUCACAGAAAAAGAAACUGACAAUUCCUCUUUUUAUUAUAACUUUUUAUUUUUACUAUGAAGCUCAAGUAAAUUAAUGAAGGCUAUUCUGAAAAAGAUGCAAAAAAAAUUUCGAGACCUUUCGGUCCAUAAAGAAAAAAAAUGGACUUCCAUGCCUUCCUUCACGAAGAUAAUGCUCAUGACGAGAAGGUCACUGGCAGAAUCUAGUUUCUUCUUAUUUUUCAUUUUUGCGGUUCUUUUUUAGAAAAAUGUUGUGAAAAAAUUUAUCCAGGUGAGCAAUGGGAAAAAACAUCCACCAACAAUCAAUAAUGAAUUUAGCUUUUCAGCGAUCGGCGUUAAUGAUGAUGGAGCCGCCGAGGGCACGGAACCGCUCAUUCGGUCGUUCGGGGAUCCUGAUGAACCCGUCGUUCGGAAUGUUGUCGUUGACGCUGUUCUCAACGUGGCUCUGGACGUCAUCGCGGACGCUGUUGUUGUCGAUGUGCGUGCUGUUCUGAACGUCGUUGUUGACGUUGUUCUGCCCAUCGUCAUGAACGUUGUCAGACACGUCGAUAUUGACGUUGUCUCCAUCUUGGCGAUCGUUGUUUUCGGGAACGACGACAUCGGUGCCGAUGACCCUGCGCGAUCUGAUCGCGGAUUUGAUGAGCUUCUGAGCCUCAGUGUACAAAACGAAUGUAAAUCCUGA
This is a messenger RNA of Caenorhabditis auriculariae, 1115 nucleotides long. The record is from the annotation of a GenBank genome assembly. Lineage: Eukaryota; Metazoa; Nematoda; Chromadorea; Rhabditida; Rhabditidae.